GAUGUAUCUCCAAAAAAUGUGCCAAGAAAGUCUAUAAAAGGCCGACCUGGGAUGUCCCCCAUCUACCACGCAUUCCUCGCAUCACUUCGCACAUCGCUCCUCAGACAUGGACAGUGGAAAGGAACGGGUGAAGUGCCCUAAUCACAUCAUGUGCCAUAGUGUCAAUGAGAAGCUGUAUUUCGACUGCCACGGAGGUCGAUGCCUUGAUUGCAACAUGACUUAUGCGCGCGAUUUCAUCUUCUUUACGUCGGAAGAGGUCUCAGGGGAGGAAUGCCCGGUCUGCCUGGACACUUCAAAGGAAAACUUUCUUAAAUACCCGUGUGGACACUACAUCUGUGUUGAUUGCUUCUAUCCAACGAUGAGGAUGGACGGUCCAAGAGAAGUGGACUUUGAUCCAGAGUUCUUUUCAAACCAAACAGAGGACAUCACGGAUGGAAUAUCUGAUGACCUGUUUGAACGCUGGCAGCAGGAAGAACGCCCUGAGUAUUAUGCUUGGGAUCGGGCUGACGACAAGUUUCAGCAAACAGAGCAAGAGAGAAUGCAACAUCACCAACGACUCUUGCGGCGUUGCCCAAAGUGCAGAUACAAGGGCCUGCCUGUAGCAGGAAAAGUUGGUGGCUCUAGGGCCUGUGUUGAAUGCCCGUAUUCCAAUGCAGGGCAGUGGAUCGGUAUUCUAUCCAAUUGAAAGCGGCUCUAGGGUCUGCGUUGCAGUCAUCUAGCAACUAAAUAAAGAUUAGGAAAACAUGAGCAGAUCACAUGGAAAAUAAAAAAAUCAAGUUCAUAU
Messenger RNA from Guillardia theta CCMP2712, 784 nucleotides. RefSeq lists its product as hypothetical. The transcript has a single exon. The record is from RefSeq and is a predicted model, not a curated record. Lineage: Eukaryota; Cryptophyceae; Pyrenomonadales; Geminigeraceae. Bases 107 to 685 code for a protein of 192 amino acids.